ACUCGAAUCCGAUAAUAACAGGUGUUCACCAUUUUCAGUCGGUAGGGUUCCAUUUACACAUAGUUCGGGUACCUAUUACACUCUCGAUCCGUUAGCACCCCCCCUUGUACUCCACAGAAAUCCCAAAAGAUGAGGUUUUGGGGAUUAAAGUUAGGAUAUUAAGUGGUUUUUCUUGAAAUACUUGCUGAUUUUAUUGGCUGAAGGACUUGGACGUUGGAGGGUUUUGUAUUUCCAUUUCUGAGGGAAUUUUGAGAUCAAGAAAAUGGAUGUGGACACAGAGAUUCAGAGGGUCAAAGAAGAGAGGCAAAAAAUGGAGAAGGACCUUGCUGCACUCACCUCUCUAACCUUUGAUACAGAUCUCUAUAGUGCAAACAAGUUUGAGGGCUAUGAACAAUCCAUCCCCGUGAAUGAUGAGGAGGAUAAUCUCGAUGCAACUGAGAAUGAAAUUGCUAAAAAAAUGGCAUCAUUUACUGCUCCAAAACAGUUCUUUAAGGAGCCCUUAAGAACUGGUGAGGAGGAUGAGAUAUCUGGAUUUAAGCAGCCAAGUAAGAUUAUUGAUAGGGAAGAUGACUACCGGAGGAGGAGGUUAAAUAGGAUCAUAUCUCCAGAGAGGAAUGAUCCAUUUUUGGACAAGACGCCUGGGCCUGAGGUGAGAACUUAUGCUGAUGUGAUGAGGGAAGAAGCACUAAAGCGGAAGGAGGAGGAGGUGAAGAGGGAGAUUGCAAAGAAGAAGAAGGAAGAAGAGGAGGCAAAAGCAAAGGAGAAAGACGUAGAAAAGCCAAAGAAGAGGAAUAGGUGGGAUAUGUCUCAGGAUGAGAGUGCUGAGGGGAAAAAGGCUAAGGCAGGGUCUGACUGGGAUUUGCCUGACUCAACACCUGGAAUUGGGAGGUGGGAUGCAACCCCUACACCUGGGAGAAUUGGGGAUGCAACACCAUCAGUUUCAAGGAAAAACAGAUGGGAUGAGACUCCAACUCCAGGGAGACUGAACGACUCAGAUGCAACUCCUGCUGGUGGGGUUACACCUGGAGCAACCCCUGCUGGAAUGGCUUGGGAUGCCACGCCGAAGCUGGGAGGGAUGGCUACUCCAACUCCUAAAAGGCAGAGGUCAAGGUGGGAUGAGACUCCUGCCACCAUGGGCAGCGCUACACCCGGUGCUACCCCUGCUGCAGCAUAUACACCUGGUGUCACUCCUUUUGGGGCUGCUGAUAUGGCUACCCCAACUCCUAAUGCCAUUAUGCGGAGCGCAAUGACUCCUGAGCAGUAUAAUCUAUUGAGAUGGGAGAAGGAUAUUGAGGAAAGGAACAGGCCAUUAACUGAUGAGGAACUCGAUGCGAUGUUUCCACAAGAAGGGUAUAAGAUUCUAGAACCCCCUGCUUCUUAUGUUCCUAUCAGAACCCCUGCUCGGAAGCUUCUUGCUACACCAACUCCAAUGGGCACACCUCUGUAUAAUAUUCCUGAAGAAAAUCGAGGUCAGCAGUUUGAUGUGCCGAAAGAGUUGCCUGGUGGUUUGCCAUUUAUGAAACCUGAGGACUAUCAGUACUUUGGUUCACUGCUAAAUGAAGAAAAUGAAGAGGAGUUAUCUCCAGAUGAGCAGAAAGAGCGAAAGAUCAUGAAACUCUUGCUAAAAGUUAAAAACGGUACUCCACCUCAGAGGAAAACUGCUCUGAGACAGCUCACAGAUAAGGCAAGGGAAUUUGGUGCUGGUCCAUUGUUUAACCGUAUCCUGCCACUUCUCAUGCAGCCAACGUUGGAAGACCAGGAGAGACACUUGUUGGUAAAAGUUAUUGAUAGGGUACUCUAUAAGUUGGAUGAAUUGGUCCGUCCGUAUGUUCACAAAAUUUUGGUGGUUAUUGAGCCUCUAUUGAUUGAUGAGGAUUACUAUGCUCGUGUAGAAGGUAGAGAGAUAAUAUCAAAUCUGAGCAAGGCAGCAGGGUUGGCCACUAUGAUUGCUGCUAUGCGGCCAGACAUUGAUAACAUUGAUGAGUAUGUUAGGAACACCACCGCGAGAGCUUUUAGUGUUGUUGCCUCUGCCCUUGGGAUUCCUGCUUUACUGCCAUUCUUGAAAGCUGUCUGUCAGAGUAAAAAAUCAUGGCAAGCUCGUCACACGGGUAUCAAAAUCGUGCAGCAGAUUGCAAUUUUAAUUGGGUGUGCCGUUCUUCCCCACUUGAGGUCCCUUGUUGAGAUAAUUGAACACGGGCUUAAUGAUGAAAAUCAGAAAGUCAGAACCAUCACAGCUCUGUCUUUGGCUGCGCUUGCUGAGGCUGCUGCCCCAUAUGGUAUUGAAAGCUUUGACUCAGUGUUGAAGCCUUUGUGGAAGGGUAUCAGAUCCCAUCGUGGGAAAGUCUUGGCUGCCUUUCUGAAGGCCAUUGGUUUUAUCAUACCACUGAUGGAUGCCAUAUAUGCCAGCUACUAUACCAAGGAAGUUAUGGUUAUUCUGAUUCGUGAAUUCCAGUCACCAGAUGAAGAAAUGAAGAAAAUUGUGCUGAAAGUGGUGAAACAGUGUGUGAGUACAGAAGGUGUGGAGGCGGAUUAUAUCAGAAAUGAUAUUCUUCCAGAGUUCUUCCGUAAUUUCUGGGUCCGAAGGAUGGCCUUGGACCGGAGAAAUUACAAGCAGCUUGUUGAGACAACAGUGGAGAUAGCUAACAAAGUCGGUGUUGCUGAUAUAGUAGGAAGAAUUGUGGAAGACCUGAAAGAUGAAAGUGAGCCCUAUAGAAGGAUGGUUAUGGAGACAAUUGAAAAAGUGGUUACUAACUUGGGGGCAUCUGAUAUUGAUGCUCGGUUAGAAGAGUUAUUAAUUGAUGGGAUUCUCUAUGCAUUCCAAGAGCAGACCAGUGAUGAUGCCAAUGUUAUGCUUAAUGGAUUUGGUGCUGUUGUCAACUCCCUUGGUCAGAGAGUGAAACCAUAUCUUCCUCAGAUAUGUGGUACCAUAAAAUGGCGGCUCAACAAUAAGAGUGCCAAAGUGAGGCAACAAGCAGCAGAUCUUAUAUCUAGGAUUGCUGUGGUUAUGAAACAGUGUGGAGAAGAACAACUUAUGGGCCACCUUGGUGUUGUAUUGUAUGAGUACUUGGGUGAGGAAUACCCAGAGGUUUUGGGUUCAAUAUUGGGUGCUCUCAAGGCUAUUGUGAAUGUUAUUGGUAUGACUAAGAUGACACCGCCUAUUAAGGAUUUGCUUCCUCGGCUGACUCCUAUCUUGAAGAAUCGACAUGAGAAGGUCCAAGAGAAUUGUAUUGAUCUUGUUGGAAGAAUUGCUGAUCGUGGGGCUGAGUUUGUCCCUGCAAGGGAGUGGAUGAGAAUUUGUUUUGAGCUUCUUGAGAUGCUCAAAGCACACAAAAAGGGUAUCCGUAGAGCAACUGUGAAUACUUUUGGUUAUAUUGCAAAGGCUAUUGGGCCACAGGAUGUUCUCGCAACACUGUUAAAUAACCUAAAGGUUCAGGAACGUCAAAAUCGUGUGUGCACAACUGUGGCCAUAGCAAUUGUUGCAGAAACAUGCUCACCUUUUACAGUUCUGCCUGCGUUGAUGAAUGAAUACCGUGUGCCUGAGCUCAAUGUUCAGAAUGGUGUUCUGAAGUCACUUUCUUUUCUGUUUGAGUACAUUGGUGAGAUGGGUAAAGACUACAUAUAUGCAGUAACUCCAUUACUGGAGGAUGCUCUCAUGGACAGAGAUUUGGUUCAUCGGCAAACUGCAGCUUCUGCUGUUAAGCACAUGGCCCUGGGGGUUGCUGGUCUAGGAUGCGAGGAUGCUUUGAUCCAUCUGAUGAAUUAUGUUUGGCCCAACAUUUUUGAGACAUCCCCACAUGUGAUCAAUGCUGUCAUGGAAGCUAUUGAGGGAAUGAGGGUUGCAUUGGGAGCAGCUAUUGUACUGAACUAUUGUCUUCAGGGACUAUUCCAUCCCGCAAGGAAGGUCAGAGAAGUGUACUGGAAAAUCUACAAUUCUCUCUAUAUUGGUGCGCAGGACGCUCUUGUUGCUGCUUAUCCAGUACUGGAGGAUGAGGAGAACAAUGUUUUCUGCAGACCGGAAUUGCAUAUGUUUGUCUGAUUUGGUAUUGCAGAACUACUGGUCAUGUAUUUUUGUCUAUUAAGGAUGCCGGUUGCUAUAAGCGACAGAAUCAUCUUAUUGUUCCCAUAUGUACUUCAAUCAGCUUAUUAGGUUUCCUCUUGGUUUCAUUUCUAUUCUAAUAAACCUUUAGUUGAACUUAUGGAAGAGGCAGUAUUGGCUUGCAACAAUGAAAUUCUACGAUUUAAUCACAUUAA
This is a messenger RNA of Sesamum indicum (sesame), 4251 nucleotides long. Lineage: Eukaryota; Viridiplantae; Streptophyta; Magnoliopsida; Lamiales; Pedaliaceae. The record is from RefSeq and is a predicted model, not a curated record.